Molecule: messenger RNA, 1320 nt
Organism: Necator americanus (New World hookworm)
Lineage: Eukaryota; Metazoa; Nematoda; Chromadorea; Rhabditida; Ancylostomatidae
Exons: 10
Coding region: 1-1320 (439 amino acids)
Cellular component (GO): tRNA-splicing ligase complex
Source: RefSeq, a predicted model, not a curated record
AUGGAGCCCAUGGAUUUGGAUCUGGCAGUGCCUUCAUUUUCAUCUGCUAAGCUUUUUGGGCUUAAGGAGUUGGUAGGUCACGAUGAUGUCACUUCCAUUGCCGUAUCUGAUUUCUCGUCCGAUUUCACACGUUGUAUAGCAGUUCUAUGUCAGGAGUUGAGGGCUCUGUACGAUCUUCAGGAAGCCGUUCCACAGAUUGGUGAAUCCGAAGAUAAUCUGGGGUUCCUUCUUGAGCUCAGCUCAUUUCUGGCAGAACUAGAAUGUCCGCACGAAGAGAUUACAUGCGGAUCUCUCGAGGAUAGAUUAAGUACUCCGGAAAAGAGGAAGCUUCUUGUUAAUUAUCUUCUAUGCGAGAUCAAAGCCGCUCGUCUCUUUGCUAAGGAUGUCUUGUCUCAGCCAUUCACUGAAGGAGGCGACAAGGAGCUCACACCCUAUCUUUCCUCUGCUCUUAAUUCGGCAAAUGUUCCUAAACCGAGCGGUAGCAUAUCGCCGAUGGAAAUUAUUACUAUGCUUCAUAAAGCGGCUGAUGCGCGACUACAAGCUUGCAUGGAGCGUCCGAGACCGUUGUAUACUGCAAAAUUAGAUUUGAGGCAAUGGAAAAUGGUGGAUAAGGUUGUCGAUGAAAUUGCUCAAAACUGUCGAUCACGAUCCCUUCUUCUUUUGAAAAGAAUAGAUGUCACCGUGAACUCGUUUUUGUGGUGCGACAGAAUAAAAUCGCGUGAGGCAGAAAUUAGGGAGCUUUUCGCAAAGCGACGUGCAGCAAUGUCUCACGUAACGCCACCCGAUGUGGCUUGUUUGCUCGCCGCAAGCCAUGAUCUGUUAAGAGUCGAACAAGCCAGUAGCGCUAGACUCAGGAAGAAUACACGUUCUAAGGUGCACCCUCUUGCAUUGGCUGCAAGACCCACAGAUCGAGGUGGACGCACCAAUGAGAUGAUAGGAGAUAUCGCACGAGAGCAAGCGUCUGCUCAACGAGGUCGUGGCCGAGGUGGUGGUGGGUUCAGAGGACAACCUGCACCGCAGCAAUCCCAUCAACAAUAUGGGAUGCCCAGAGAUCAACAUUAUGGUGGUUCCAGAGAUCAGUAUAGCGGUUUUCAAGAUCAAUAUAGUGGUUCUCGAGAUCAAUUCGGUGGUCAACGAGAUCAAUACGGAAUGUCACGCGAACAAAUGACCCAAAGAGAGUAUCGUGGAUCCGGAUAUUACGAUAACUCUAGAGACCGAGGAAGAGGAUAUGGUGGUCCUCCACGGGGUGGUCGAGGUGCUCAGGGAGGAUUCGGAGGUGGUGGUCGUGGAGGAUAUUAUGGUCAUGACAAUCGAUACUGA